Molecule: messenger RNA, 2682 nt
Organism: Aegilops tauschii subsp. strangulata
Lineage: Eukaryota; Viridiplantae; Streptophyta; Magnoliopsida; Poales; Poaceae
Source: RefSeq, a predicted model, not a curated record
AUGGCGCUAGGACGUCUGCCGCCGGACGCCGGUCCUAAGUUGCUGACCUUGGACUUGAUUCCUGGCUUGUCGAUGCAGCGGAGUAGCGGGGAAUACGACGGCUGCCGCCGACAGUCCUCUUGGUCGCUUCCGUCCACACACAACCAGAUAAUUAGGCAAGAUUACCUGGAGGAGCAUCGGCGGCUCUCCCCGGCCGAAGCUGCGCUGCGGAGUGAUGCCCGUCUAUCGUUGGCAGGCUCUGUAGCGCGGCAAGCCGCCUACUGGCGGCAGCGGGGGAAGUGUCGUGCCGUUGCGGAGGGGGACGAGAACACCGGCUACUUCCAUGCCCGGGCGUCCAAACGGCGUCGGGGAAAUGCCAUCCGGGUGCUCGCUGUCAACGGAGUCGAGCUGGUCGCUCACAACGCUAAGGAGGCGGCGCUGCGACCAUUCUUCUCCAACCUGAUGGGCCGGGCCCCCCACACCUCCUGGGGGGCGGAGAUCCGGGCCGCUGUCUUCGCGUUGGACCGGAGUAGCGCUCCUGGCCCGGACGGGCUCGGGCCCGCCUUCUACCAGGCCGCUUGGCCGGCGGUAUCGGGAGACCUGCAGCGCUUCUUCGACGACGUACAUGGAGGCACCGUGUGCCUCGACGGGGUCAACAGGGCCCUCAUCGCUCUGCUGCCCAAGAAGGAGGGCGUGCCAACCCCUGGAGAUUUCCGUACCGUCUCGCUGCAGAACGGUGACGUGAAGAUCCUCCGUAAGGGGCUGACCACGCAGCUCCAGCGUCAGAUCGGCGACCUCAUCGAUGCGGAUCAGUCCGGCUUCCUGUCCGGCUGUAUUAUCUCAGAGAACUUCGUCUAUGCGGCAGAGCUCGUGCAGUGCUGCUGUAAGCGGGGGGCCCCUACGCUGGUGUUCAAGCUUGACUUCGCCAAAGCCUUCGACUCCAUUGCCUGGCCCAGCCUUCGACGGAUCAUGGAGGUGUGGGGGUUCCCGGCCGCUUGGUGUGACUGGAUGGAUCUCAUCCUCAAGUCCUCGAAAGCUGCUGUCCUGCUGAACGGGGUGCCAGGGAGGUGGUUCGCGGUCUGCAAGGGGCUGCGGCAGGGGGACCCCGUCUCCCCUUGCCUGUUUCUCCUGGUCGCCAACGUGCUCCAGCGCAUGAUCCGGGCGGACGGGGCUCCCCGGCACCCGCUAUGUGAGGGGGCGCCGCCGGUGGUGCUCCAGUAUGCUGACGACACUUUGAUCAUCAUGCGCGCCUCUCCGGAUGGGGCGACUCGGCUACGUGUCAUCCUUGACCUAUUCGCCACCGCGACGGGGCUCGUCAUCAACUUCGCCAAGAGUACUCUCGUCCCCAUGCAUGUUGCUCCGGAUGUGCUCGAGGCCGUAGUGGCCGCCUUCGAGUGCACGGUUGGCUCCUUCCCGCAAACUUACCUGGGGUUGCCGCUCUCCUGCGACAAGCUCAAGAUCGACGACUUUGCCCCCAUGCUCGCUAAGGUGGACCGGUACUUGGUGGGGUGGCGUGCGAGGCUGCUGUCCCCCGCGGGGCGUUUGGUGCUCAUCAACGCGGUCCUGGACUCCAUCCCCACUUACGCCAUGGCUGCCAUGCGUCUUCCGCCGGCCGUCUUGGCCAAGCUGGACGGGCUACGCCGGGCGUUCCUGUGGAAUGUUGCUGAUCGAGGCUCUGGUGCUGAGUGCCUCGUCGCCUGGACCGCGUCUCUGCUUCAUCGCCUUCACUCCGGCGUGCCGUCCCGGUGGGCCUCCUGGGUUUGGGACCAGCUGGCCGGCAGGGCCCUCCUGGGCCGCAGCCGCUCCCCCCUCCAGGGAGAGCACUGGAGUGCCCUCCUGGGGCAGCAGCCCCUCUAUUGGGCCCUCACAAGGGUCGCCUUGGGGGACGGGAGGUCGACCUCGUUUUGGCACGACGACUGGCUCGCUUGUGGGGCGCUCCGGGUUGCCUUCCCUGCUCUCUACACUCAUGCGGCCUGCUCGGAAGUAUCGGUGUGGGCGGCGCGUAGACAGGGGGUGCGUGCCAUGCUCGUGCUCCGGCUCACCCCCCGGGCCGUUGGGGAGUGCGCUGCCGUCCAACUUCUGAUGGAUGAAUGCCCCCCUGGGGAUGGGCAGGACUCCCGGAUCGCCGCGCUGUGCGCAACCCCCGGUGGAGGUUUCUCGCCCCGAGGUGCGUACGCCCUCUCGCAGUUCGGUGGGGUGGAGUCGCCGUCGGCGUCCUUCCUCUGGUCGUCACGGGCGCCGUCGCGAGCCAAGUUCUACGGAUGGUUGCUCUCCAUGUCUCGCAUUCAUACGCGGGAUGUGCUCCUCCGUAAAACCAUCCUCACGGCUGCGGAGGUUGGGUGCCUUUGCUGCGAUGCUGUGCUAGAGACCGCCGACCACCUCAUUUUUGGCUGCCCGUUCGCGGUGCGUUUUUGGCGGAGCGUCGGCGUGUCGCCGAACGGAGCUGUGGUUGGGUCUCUUCACCUCCUGGACGUUUCUCCGGCAGUCGGUGCUGCCUCGCCGGCCGCCUUCGUCCUCGUCUGCUGCUGGAGGCUCUGGAAGCGGCGAAAUGCUGUCGUCUUCAGGGAGGAUUCACAGUCCCUUGUUGCUAUGUUGAAGGCCUGUCGGGAUGACGUGGUGCUCUGGCGUGCACGGCUGAAGGCUGCUGAUCAUUCCCACAUUGAUGUCUGGUUGUCUGUGCUUAGAGCUCGUGAGUUGGUCUGA